AUGAUGAAUGGCAAAUCUGAUGUAGAACAUAGGAUGGAGGGCAAAUCUGAUGUAGAACGUAGGAUGGAGGGCAAAUCUGAUGUAAAACAUAGGAUGGAUGGCAAAUCUGAUGUAGAACAUAGGAUGGAGGGCAAAUCUGAUGUAGAACAUAGGAUGGAGGGCAAAUCUGAUGUAGAACAUAGGAUGGAGGGCAAAUCUGAUGUAAAACAUAGGACGGAGGGCAAAUCUGAUGUAAAACAUAGGAUGGAGGGCAAAUCUGAUGUAGAACAUAGGAUGGAGGGCAAAUCUGAUGUAGAACAUGAUGAAGGGCUAAUCUGA
Physella acuta is the source of this 318-nucleotide messenger RNA. RefSeq lists its product as uncharacterized. NCBI's taxonomy places the organism in Eukaryota, Metazoa, Mollusca, Gastropoda, Physidae. The record is from RefSeq and is a predicted model, not a curated record.